GAGUACCAUAAAUGCAAAACUCAAAAUUUCCACGCAACAUGUUCUGUCCCAUUUGGAACAUUGUCUUGUAGGCACUGGAAACAGUCAAAGUAACACAGAUCGACAUGAAUCUUUUACCUUCAAUCAUGCAAACUUAUAAUUUGGGACACUGACUUCACUUGACUUGACUCAUCUCCACUUCAUUUCUCCAUCUUUACAGUUUACACUCAACUUUCUGAGUUUCAUUUUCCCCAACAAAACGCGUCAGUACAAAAUUUUCAAUCCUGAAAAGUCCGCAAUAUCAUACAUUAAAUGACCCAAUUCAAUUCUGAUAGGUAUGUCGGUAUUUUUUGAGUAAACAAAGACACUACCACUCAAAAGUUUAUUUUUUUAUCAUUAAAUUUUGUUGGGUUGGAUUGGAUUCAUUAUGUUGUUACCUGAAUCUGAUCCUUCUCCCCAUGAUUCAAGUUUGCUUCUUUCUCUACCAGAUGAUGUGUUUGCCACAGUUUCUAGGUUCUUGAUUCCUAGAGAAGUUUUCAAUCUCAGUUUAUGUUGCAAGAGUCUCUAUGCUCUUGCAAAUUCUGAAAAAGUUUGGCUUACUCAAUGUGACAUUAUAGGUAUUGUGUCACACAAAGACCUUGUUGAGUGGAGAGAGUGUGUUUCAUCUUACAAAUCACUUUGUCGUUUUCUUUCGAGUGUUAAACCGUUGAUUGGUAUAUGGGUUCAACAGAACCCUGAGCUUGGUAACCUUGUUUAUGUAAUGCCGGGUUUUGUUUCUGUUGUCGCGUGUCGAAUAAUUCCUCAGGAGAUUGUUUCAUCAGGGAGUAUUCAAGAUGGUGUUAUCCUUUGGUCACCUGUGUUUGAAAUUGUUUGUGAUUUCGAUGGUUCGAAUAUGUUUUUUCUUCAUGGAAGGGAAGAAAAGGGAAUAGAUUGUGUUUAUCAUGGUUCUGUUAAGUGUGUUAAUAGAUUUUGCAAUUUAUUGCUGCUUGAGGUUGAAUCUUUGAAACAUGAUAAUAAUGAGGCAUUAGUUCCUUUUAGCAAGUUGGGUUUUAGGGAUAGAAAAAAGUUGCUUGAGGUCACUACUAGUACUAGCCAAGUUAGAUUAGAGGUUCCUAAUUAUGCAAAUGAUCCAUUGUUUCCUAGAUCAAGAGAUGAUUAUGUCAAUUUUCAGAAAGAUUUGGUGCUCUUGAAGGAAAGAAGAGAAUUUCUUAUUCAAAUGACUCAAAUGUAUAAGCUUGGUUGUAUUCAGAUUGAAAAUAAGGAAAAUUCUCGAGAGGAGGAAGUCGGUUCGAUGCUAUUUGAGGUUAAUGAGGUAAGAAAGAGUCUUGAUUAUUCCAAGGCUUUAUCUUUUCCUCCAAGCAAUGAGAAUGGUCACACACAAUGCAUCAAGAGAAAAAGUUUAGGCGGUUACUUUUGGGGAGGCUUUAAACAUAUCUUUGGAAGAUCUAGUUCAAUUGAUGGCUGUGUUUUUAAUAUUGAUCAACAACAUGACACAAUCGCAGAAACCAGAGACACUCAAAGUUCUAGUUCAACGGUUGGAAAUGUUGAUAAACAACAAAACACAAAUGCAGGAACAAGAGAAGAUCGAAGUUCUACAACAAUCGGUGGCAGCGUAAUCAGUAAUGAUCAGCAACACAACACGACCGCAGGAACAAGAAACGAUCACAUGAUGGUUAGUUCAAGCCAUGAGACAAAGCGUGAUAAGCUUCAAGACUUUCUCAAAUCACGGGACACACUAAGGCUAACGUUAAAGGCAUUAACUGCAAACUUGUCUUCUUUUCGAGGCUGGCCGAAUAUGAACAAGAAUUGGUUUGCACUUUACAAGAUGCCUUUGCAAGUUCCUAGAGUAGACCAAGUGUAUGCUGGUUUAUGGGGAGGAACGUUUGGUUGGCCUCAUGAAAAAUCUUCUCAAGAUAAGUCUAGAAAGCCUCUAUUCUUUCUUUUGCUCUCUUAUUCAGAGUCGAAGGGACAACAAUUUCUCAUCGGAACAAAAAUAUUGGAAGGAACUUGCUACGCCAUGCAUCCUAAUGGAUCUGCAAUGUUCACAGUGAAUAUCAAUGAGCCUUCAUCUGAUCCCUUUCCUUGGAAAACUGACCGGAACUCAUUAUCGAUGAAUAAUAUCGAACACGCUUUUAUGGGAGAAGGUAUUGCUAGUGGUUAUGGUUUCAAAUAUCCAGGAUCAAAGCCUGGUUCACUCUUUGUAUUUCAAAAUGGAGAUCUCGCCUUUGUUUGGAAGGAGUCAAGAGAUGUUUUGAUGCUGCGAAGACUUAACUUGCAAGAACUUUUGAAGAAAGGAAAAAUGAUACCUUCUUUGCCUCCCAUUGACAACUUUUCUUAUUUGAUGAAGUCCUACUUAAAUGUGUUUACCAGCUAAAAAUGUCGUGUUAGCUAGCUCAUUAGAUAUCAAAAUUUGCGCAUGUUUUUUCUUAUGAAUAUCUAAUCAUUUUGCAAGGAAGUUACAGUUAGAAUGAUCUAUGAACUUAAAUAAAAUUAUUUGCACAA
Vicia villosa (hairy vetch) is the source of this 2481-nucleotide messenger RNA. Its product is annotated as F-box protein At5g39450-like. Lineage: Eukaryota; Viridiplantae; Streptophyta; Magnoliopsida; Fabales; Fabaceae. Bases 407 to 2353 code for a protein of 648 amino acids. The transcript has a single exon. Gene Ontology annotation, molecular function: protein binding. The record is from RefSeq and is a predicted model, not a curated record.